Messenger RNA from Dioscorea cayenensis subsp. rotundata (Guinea yam), 1677 nucleotides. RefSeq names its product transcription factor DIVARICATA-like. Lineage: Eukaryota; Viridiplantae; Streptophyta; Magnoliopsida; Dioscoreales; Dioscoreaceae. Gene Ontology annotation, molecular function: DNA binding. The coding region runs from base 393 to 1289 and encodes 298 amino acids. The transcript is spliced from 3 exons. The record is from RefSeq and is a predicted model, not a curated record.
CCAUGGUUGAGAGCAUAAGCUCCACCAAGAACCAAUUAAAGGCCACCAUCUCUCUUUUCUCUCUCUCUUUAUCUCUCUCUGAAUUUAAGGGAGAAAGAGAGAGUGAUACAUAGAUUGAGAGGGAUUUAGACAUCACUCUUAUCUCUCUCUCUCUCUACUUCUCUUCUUUGUUUACUUUGCUUCUUUGUUAGCAAAAAAAGGUGGCUAUUUUAUUGAAUUCUUGUGGUUGAUGAUGAUCUUUGGUGUUGGUGGUAUCUUCUACAAAGGAGGAGGAGGAGGAGGAGGAGGAGUAGAAGAAGAAGAAGAAGUGAAGGUUAUUAUAUUAUAUAAGGUGUGAGUACAUUGGCAAAGGUGUUAGUUUGGUAUUCCAAUAAAUUGAAAGUUUUGGGAAGAUGAUGACAAGGAGGGGAGUGGAGGUUCUCCCUCCAUCUUCAGCUUGUUUUGGCAACUCCAAUUGGUUGUUGAGCCAGAGCAGGAGUGGGAUUUGGACACCAGAUGAGAACAAACUCUUUGAAGAUGCACUUGCCAAAGUAGACAGCAACAUUCCUGAUAGAUGGGAGCAAGUAGCAGCAGAAAUCCCUGGCAAGACAGUGGAUGAUAUCAUUAGCCAUUACCAAGAUUUGGAGCAUGAUGUUAGGUACAUUGAAGCAGGGAUGAUCCCUGCUCCUGGUUAUGGCUCCUCAUCCUUCACAUUGGAUUGGGACACCUCCUUUGGCUUUGAUGGCUUCAAGCACACUUAUGGUGUUGGUGCGAAGAGAUCCGGUGCUGCUCGUCUUUCCGAUCAAGAGAGGAAGAAGGGAGUCCCUUGGACUGAAGAAGAACACAGGAGGUUUCUAAUGGGGUUGAAGAAGUAUGGAAAAGGGGAUUGGAGGAAUAUCUCUAGGAAUUUCGUCACUUCCAGGACUCCUACUCAGGUUGCUAGUCAUGCUCAGAAGUAUUUUAUUCGGCUUAGUUCCGGUGGCAAAGACAAGAGAAGAUCUAGCAUUCAUGAUAUCACAACUGUUAAUUUGCCCGAUGAAGCUCCGGCCUCUCCUUCUCAUGCUUCUAAUUCAGCUAUCGCCCCGGGGACACCUGAUAAGUAUUCAGUAAUGGCCGGCUCGACUAAGAGCACUGUCGGUCAAUCACCGUCUCAAAUGCAUGGCAAUCCGUUUUCACAGCUACCAUAUGGUUUGGCUCAUUCUGAAUUGAAGCAGGUUCAGAAUUCAACUAAAAACAAUUUCAAUUCUAUGAUUGCCAACCACAGCAAUAUGUUUCAGAUGCUGUCCACUCACCUUCAUCCUCAUGGCUAAGAUUUUCUUGCAAGCGAAUUUCUUCGGAAAACAAACCUUUGUCCAUGUGUCUUUCCUAAAUUUCAUGUGAACAUAUGUCCGCGAGAUCGAGCAUUGUAUCAUCAAGUAAAAUGUUUUCGAAAUUCAUAACGAGGAAGGAUUCGAGGAUGUGGGUUUCAGUUGAAUCAUCAAUUUUUAAUUCAUUAUUAUUACUUAAAAAAAAAUCUAUGUGGAUAGUAUUCAAGAAGCACAUGCUGAGCAAUUCUUCAUCAGCCGACGACGAAACCAGAUAAAAAUGAUGUUUUUCAGCAGAAAACUCUGAAAUUUGAUCAUGCUUUUUCAUGAGAGGUAUGUAUGAAUUUGAAAGCUGUUCUUUACAUUGUAUUUUAUGCACAAGGAUCUGAUCUAA